UCCGUGUGGACACGUCAUUGAUUCGAACAAGGAAGGCGACCGGGCAGGAAAAUAUAUUGACCAAAAAAAAAUUUUUUUUCUUUUUUUUUUACAAUUUACACCGUAAAUUUCAGCGUAAUCACAAACGAACCAUGUCGAACUCGGUUAUAUCGGUUAUUUCUCGGUUCCUGGAGGAAUACGCCACCACGACGCCCAAUAAGCUAAAAGUAGUAGAUGCCUAUUUGCUGUACAUCCUGCUAACCGGGGCGCUGCAGUUCCUCUACUGUCUCCUCGUAGGCACCUUCCCCUUCAACAGCUUCUUAUCAGGCUUUAUCUCCUGUGUGGGCUCUUUCAUACUCGCAGUUUGUCUUCGUAUCCAGAUCAACCCACAGAACAAAGGAGACUUCCUGUCCAUCUCACCAGAAAGGGCCUUUGCUGACUUCCUCUUCGCACACACGGUUCUACAUCUUGUUGUGAUGAACUUCAUUGGUUGAAACAGCUGUGCAUCUCACCCAUGAUGAACAGACAAGAAGUUAUCGAAGCGCCCCUUCAACUCAGUAAACCAUGUCCUGCUGUGUGCCAUUGAAUUUGAGAUAAUCCCCACCAUUCUCAAAGAGCUACCACUUAUUAAAUGUGACCCUGUAAAGGUUUCCGACAGAUUUUGGUUCAUUCUUAUUUCUACUCUUUUUGACUAUUCAAACUGUAAAGCAUUCCCUUUCACUGAAAAUAAAAGCAACUGAGACGGUA
Lampris incognitus (smalleye Pacific opah) is the source of this 726-nucleotide messenger RNA. It is a transcript of the gene dad1, whose product is annotated as defender against cell death 1. Gene Ontology annotation, cellular component: membrane; oligosaccharyltransferase complex. The record is from RefSeq and is a predicted model, not a curated record. The transcript is spliced from 3 exons. Bases 132 to 473 code for a protein of 113 amino acids. NCBI's taxonomy places the organism in Eukaryota, Metazoa, Chordata, Actinopteri, Lampriformes, Lampridae. Gene Ontology annotation, biological process: protein N-linked glycosylation.